CCGCCCGACGGUGCCGCGCCCUACCGAGCAGCCUGGGCCAAGCGCCUGGCGCGGCGUCUGCGAGGACUGUGGGGGACAAGACUCAUGGAAGAAAGCAACACCAGCAGAGAGCGAUAUCUGAAAAGUGUUUUACGGGAGUUGGUUACGUACAUGAUUUUCCUUGUGGUCUUGUGUGUCCUGACUUAUGGGACAGUGAGUUCCAAUAUGUACUAUUACACAAGGGUUAUGUCACAGCUCUUCCUGGAAACACCUGUAUCGAAAAUGGAGAAAACUGAUUUCAAAACUUUGUCCACAAUGGACGACUUCUGGAAGUUCACAGAAGGCCCUUUGCUGGAUGGUCUUUACUGGGAGGUGUGGUACAACAACAAAACCAUGGCAGAAAACAAAAGCUUCAUUUAUUAUGAGAACCUGCUCCUAGGAGUGCCUCGCAUUCGGCAGCUAAAAGUGAGAAAUGGUUCCUGCGCAAUACCUGAAGAUUUGAAGGAUGAAAUCAAAGACUGCUAUGAUGUCUAUUCUGUAGCUAAUGAAGAUACUGCUCCUUUUGGGCUUCGAAAUGGAACAGCUUGGACAUACACCAGUGAGAAGGAUUUGAAUGGGAGCAGCCACUGGGGCUUGAUUGCCACAUACAGUGGGGCUGGUUAUUACCAGGACCUCUCAAGGACCAGAGAAGUGACAGCUGUGCAGAUUGCCAGCCUUAAGAAGAACCUGUGGCUGAACAGGGGGACCAGAGCAGCUUUCAUUGAUUUCUCGGUAUACAAUGCAAACAUCAACCUAUUCUGUGUUGUCAGGUUGUUAGUGGAGUUUCCAGCGACUGGAGGCCUUGUUACAUCUUGGCAGUUUCAGCCAGUGAGGCUGAUUCACUACAUCUCCACUUCUGAUUUUUUCCUGGCAGCCUGCGAAAUGGCAUUUUGUCUCUUUGUUCUUUAUUACAUGGUGGAAGAGAUCUUAGAAAUUCACAUUCAUAGACUGCACUACUUCAGAAGUCUUUGGAAUUGCCUUGAUAUUCUUAUUAUUGUGCUCUCUAUGGUUGCUAUAGCAAUUAGCAUCUAUAGGACAUCAACUGUUGAUAUGCUUCUGAAGAAGCUGCUGGAAGAUCAGAACUCGUUUCCCAAUUUUGAACCCUUGGCAUAUUGGCAAAUGCAAUUCAACAAUAUUGCUGCAGUCACUGUAUUUUUUGUCUGGAUUAAGCUUUUCAAAUUUGUUAACUUCAACAGAAUGAUGAGUCAGUUAUCCACUACCAUAUCUCGCUGUGUCAAAGAUAUCAUUGGCUUUGCUAUUAUGUUUUUUAUUAUUUUCUUAGCAUAUGCUCAGUUGGCCUAUCUUGUCUUUGGCACUCAAAUUGAUGACUUCAGCACUUUUCAGGACUGCAUAUUUACUCAGUUGCGCAUCAUUUUGGGAGACUUCAACUUCACAGAGGUUGAAGAAGCUAAUCGAAUUUUGGGACCAAUUUAUUUCACUACAUUUGUGUUCUUUAUGUUCUUCAUUCUUUUGAACAUGUUUUUGGCCAUUAUCAAUGAUACGUACUCUGAAGUCAAAUCAGAUAUGGCACAACAGACGGCAGAAAUGGAACUGUCUGACCUUAUCAGAAAGGGCUACAACAAAGCCAUGAUCAAACUUAAAUUGAAGAAAACUACUGUUGAUGACAUUUCAGAAAGUCUGAGGCAAGGUGGAGGAAAACUAAAUUUUGAUGAACUCCGACAAGAUCUAAAAGGGAAGGGGCACACGGAUGCAGAGAUUGAAGCAAUAUUUACCAAAUAUGACCAGGAUGGGGAUCAGGAAUUGACAGAGCAUGAACAUCAGCAGAUGAGAGAUGACCUGGAGAAAGAGAAGGAGGAUCUGGACCUGGAUAGGAGCUCUCUACCACGUCCUCUGAGCAGCCGCAGCUUCCCCCGGAGCUUGGAUGACUCCGAGGAGGAUGAGGAUGAAGACAGUGGACACAGUUCCAGGAGGAGGGGCAGCAGCUCUAGUGGGGUUUCCUAUGAAGAGUUCCAAGUACUCAUGAGGCGGGUCGAUCGCAUGGAGCAUUCUAUUGGCAGUAUCGUCUCCAAGAUUGAUGCAGUUAUUGUGAAGCUUGAAGCGAUGGAGAGAGCCAAACUGAAAAGGAGAGAUGUGUUGGGAAGACUGUUGGAUGGAGUGACAGAGGAUGAAAGACUGGGUCGUGACAGUGAAAUCCACAGGGAACAAAUGGAGCAGCUUGUGCAAGAGGAGUUGGACCGGUGGGAAUCGGAUGAUACAGCAUCCCAAAUGAGUCAUCGGUUGGGAACUCCGCUUGGACUGAAUGGCCAGCCCCGUUCCAGGAACUCUCGGCCGUCUUCCUCCCAGUCAGAUGGUGUCGAUGGGGGAGGAGGAAAUGGGGGGAAUAACGUCCAUGCGUAG
Molecule: messenger RNA, 2376 nt
Organism: Mesitornis unicolor (brown roatelo)
Lineage: Eukaryota; Metazoa; Chordata; Aves; Mesitornithiformes; Mesitornithidae
Gene: PKD2
Product: polycystic kidney disease 2 (autosomal dominant)
Exons: 15
Biological process (GO): release of sequestered calcium ion into cytosol; potassium ion transmembrane transport; detection of mechanical stimulus
Cellular component (GO): membrane
Molecular function (GO): signaling receptor binding; voltage-gated sodium channel activity; muscle alpha-actinin binding
Source: RefSeq, a predicted model, not a curated record